Pichia kudriavzevii is the source of this 537-nucleotide messenger RNA. RefSeq lists its product as uncharacterized. The record is from RefSeq and is a predicted model, not a curated record. The transcript has a single exon. Lineage: Eukaryota; Fungi; Ascomycota; Pichiomycetes; Pichiales; Pichiaceae. Bases 1 to 537 code for a protein of 178 amino acids.
AUGAGUGAGUCGCCUAGUAAGAACUCCGAACAAUCCUCUUCUACCUCAAAACAUGGACUCGUGGACUCGGUAGUUGAUCAAACAACAAAGCGUGUGAAAAUUGAAUCAUCAGUGCAACCAGAGCCAAAUAGUUCUCUUUCACCAGUUCCUGAAGCUCUCACCUCAUCGUCAAGGUCAGAAGUUCUGGCGCAAAUGGGCCAGCUCAAUCGUUCUGAAAGUCGAAGUUCUCUAGAUAGUACAAGGGAUGAAGCUGCGGAAUCAAGUAACAAACAUGUGGCUGUUGAAUCGAGCAAUAAUACCCAACGAAUUCCAAAGACAGAAAUGAUCAAGCAGUCGGGAAAGAAGGUCGAGGAUAUUAUUGAUGGUUCUGAUUUGCGUAAGUUUAUAAACAGAUCGCUAACGCCGUAUUUGGUGGAGGGAUUGGACAAUAUUGUCCAACUAUGGGAAUCCGGUGAACUCGAAGUUACGAGCUCUGAAGACGCUAAGAAAGUAGUUUUGAAGUUUGCAGAAAUUCUACAGAAUUUGGCUGAGAAGUAG